This is a messenger RNA of Vespa mandarinia (Asian giant hornet), 1116 nucleotides long. RefSeq lists its product as uncharacterized. NCBI's taxonomy places the organism in Eukaryota, Metazoa, Arthropoda, Insecta, Hymenoptera, Vespidae. The record is from RefSeq and is a predicted model, not a curated record. Gene Ontology annotation, biological process: developmental process; regulation of transcription by RNA polymerase II. Gene Ontology annotation, molecular function: protein dimerization activity; DNA-binding transcription factor activity, RNA polymerase II-specific; RNA polymerase II transcription regulatory region sequence-specific DNA binding.
AGGGUAUAUCUGUUCGCGUGUCUAUCCGCGUUUCUAUCCGCGUUUCUAUCCGCGUUUCUAUCCGCGUGUCUAUUCGCGUGUGUGUGCGCGCGUGUCUGUUUGCGUGUAAGUGUAUGUGUGCCUGUGUAUGAACGAAUGUACGCGCAUUUUUCUUCUUCUUCGUAUAAUUACGAAUGUUUCAAUACGUUUGAUUUCAUCUCUUUACAUUUCAUUGAAAUAUUCUAACAUGUUGCGUUGUCAUCAGCAACAGCAACAGCAUCAGCAUCAGCAUCAGCAUCAGCAUCAUCAGCAACAGCAACAACAUCAGCGUCAAGAUCAAUCACCAAAACAAAUGUAUUCUUUAGUUAUGAAAAAUGAUCAACAUUCAAAUUAUAAAUUCGACAGAUUGCAAAAAUAUAAAAUGAAUAAUAUUAAUCAAGAACAACAACAACAACAACAACAACAACAAAAGCAACAACAGCAACAAUCACAACAAGAGCAACAGCUACAGAAACGACAUGUACAACAACAACGAAAAAAACAACAACAACAGAGUAAUUAUAAAGAGAUUAAUCAAAACCUAACAUCGUCGACGAAACUAUUUGCCGAUGAAAAUAUUAAGAAAAAAAAAAGAAAGGAUAUUAUUGUAGGAGACAUGAAGGUUCUAAAUAACUCUUCUGUUUGUUUUUCUUCUUCUUUGACGAAAAAAAAAGUUCGUAAAAAGAAUUGCGUUACUUGCAAGGAAAUGCAGAAUCAAAGAGUAAUGGCGAAUGUCAGGGAACGGCAAAGAACUCAGAGCUUGAAUGAAGCAUUUGGUGCACUUAGAAAGGUCAUUCCUACAUUGCCAAGCGAUAAACUGAGUAAAAUUCAAACCUUGAAACUUGCCGCACGUUAUAUAGAUUUUUUAUAUCAAGUGUUACGUUGUAAUAUCAAAAACAAUGAGGAAGAAAAUGAAGAAAAGAAUUCAAGAAAUGCAAUAUUAUCUUCAAAAGGAAUAAAGUCAUUAUCAUGCAAUAAUAUGAUACAUGAAAAAUUGUCUUACGCGUUUAGUGUUUGGCGUAUGGAGGGCGAUUGGCAUUUAAAUACAUGAGUAAGUUAUGAAUGCAGUAGUGUGCUUGAAUAUAAUGAAGAAUUUAU